CACAGUUACCGUUCUAGUUGACACCUCCACGGACGAUUUGCAUGGCAAACACUCAUGGUAAACGAGCGGCCGCCGCGUCACCUCGGGAGGCGCUCAACAUCAGCACGUCGCCGCAGACCCUCAAUGCUGCUCGCAACGAGCUGAUGAAGAAGUACAGAUACAUUCCCGAAAAGUCUGUGGUAAAGUUUCUCUCUGACCAUGUUCCCCACCUCCCCGCGACGGUCCUCGAAGAUGUUAUGGCCCAGUUGAAGAAGAAGAUAAAACUGCCUAAGGAGAGAGGCACGAGAGCUGGCGAUUUUCAACAUUGUACCCCACCCACGCAGGCUGGAACCAUAUAUGGUCAUACUUCGAAAUCGCCAGCAAAAAUGGGCGUACAGGAAGCUCAAGCGUUCAGUCUUUACGACCUCAUCAAUGCUAUUCUUGAGCUCGCAGCUCAAAUUAACGGCCGCGCUUGGGUUGCCCACAGUUCCAAGCAAGAGCACCUUCACGGCGAGAAGCCAAACUCCCCACGUCCAGAUUCCUUUCUCUACCUGAUCUCGCAGUCGCUGAAAGAGGUGGGAUGGGAACAGCUUUUUUGCGUUGGUGAGUUAAAGAAAAACAACAAGACUAAGGACGACGAGCUGGACAACUGGGGCAAGGUUGUUUGGGGAAUGCACCACAUUAUGCGGAACGACCCGUGCCGGCUCUUCACAUUCGGGUAUAACAUGGAAGACGACCAAGCGAGGCUUUGGUAUCAUUCACGGUCGAGUGUUUUUGUAUCAGAGUCCUUCAAUUGGACUCUAGAUCCCAAACCAUUCAUCAGAUUCAUUCUUGCGUUGGUAUUGACCAAUCACAACUCUAAAGUUAGCCCAGACUCUAAGGCGCUAGUUCCCCCGCGCGCUAAAAAAGAUGAACUCCCUGCUCUAUACGACCAACACUCCGAUUACCUGGAGCGAAUCGGUAUCGACCCCACGAUGAACAGAGUGCUGGUGGGAGACAGCAUCCAGUACGAAAUCACUGUGAGGGGGCUGGUCGACGGAAAGGAAGGCACACAGAGGUUGGUUUUCGUCACAAAGGAGGUCUUGUGCGAUUUCAAAGUCGACGACGGAACAGGCCGUUCCACCCGCGUUUGGGUGGUCCACGAAAAGGAUGGCGACGAGUCUAACGAGUUCGUCUUGAAGGAUGUGUGGCUGGAAGACGGAGCCGUGGUAGAAGGGGAGAGCCUCGAAAAUCUCGAGAAUCUAGUCAAGGGUGACAAGCGCCAGCAUUCCGUGCCAGUGAAGGACUGGUACCGCGAUCAUUUAUUGCACAUGCAUACACAUGAGAAGCUCGCACAGAAGGUGCUCGGUGUAUGCGGCAAACACAAACACAUUCGCCUUCUUCCCGACCCUUCCGCCUCCACACUGCCUGCUAGCUUCAUCCAUUCCGGCUCUCGAAGGGCGGAUCCUCGUGGUGGCCCAUCUUCGGUAUCGUCCCCCCAGGGCGACCACGAGUUUGACAAACCAGAUCGCUUUCACUACAGGAUCGUAUUACGGGGUGCGAUGAUACCAUUGGAAUCAGUUCGUUGUCGGAGGACAUGCUCCCAGGUAGUCAUUGGGAUUUUCCGAGCAUGUUGGGUGCUAUGGAUUUACGGAAUGGUUCAUCGUGAUGUUAGUAGUUGGAACUCCUUUUGGGAUCCCCGUACAAGAACUGGCCGGCUCGGAGACUUCGACUACCUUGUUGCGUAUGGUGAAACUGAGACUGGAAGGACCAAAACUGUUGGCACGCCUCACUUCUGGUCAGUGGAGGUUGAAGCACGGAGCUACCUAUAUAAGCCGCAACGCACACCUUGGUAUGCGAUCAAUUCGGCACCCCUGAACAAGAAGGGCCGAAAUAAAUCGAUGUUCGUUUUCAAACACAAUCUUCUCCAUGACCUCGAAUCCGUCUUCUGGGUCAGCUUAUGGACCUUCCUCUACCUCGUCGACAUCGACAACGAUGCUUCCCAGGACCAUCAUGGGACGGCCAAAGAGGUCGACGAGCAACGACGAAUGCUCUACCACGGGAUCUUCCCGGACGGCGAACCAGGUGACGUACAUCUAGCCCGUUGCCGCUUCAUCGGUGUGCUAGAAGCCCAAGGUCUAAACCGACGUGAAGAACUACGGGAAUAUACAAGUUACAUUUCCGAGAACACUCUCUCCUUGAUCAAUUUCCACUUCGAAGAGCUCCGUGGUGCCAUUGUAUCUCACUUUGUGGACUUAGAGACGGCCUUGAUUCUUGAUGCCUUUAUCCCUUCCGACAAUCCCGCAUUCACAAACGCGCUUAACGUGCUGCAGGAAUUACUAGGGGUUGUUCAGUCGAGGGUGGGUUCAUCCGACUAUCCGGUUUCGCCACUCUCGAAACACCAGUUUGUACUUGAACGCGAGCUUGCACCGUGGACAGACCCUGAAGACGCUCCUGAAGACGUCCCCGUACAAGGGCCCUCACGAUCCUCCAAAAAGCCAAGAACCUCUCGAAAACGCGGCGGCCGCAAAAGUAAACGAAAGUAGUAAACAAAUGCCAUCAAUCCGGUCACAUUGAAGAGCAGGUUGCGGCAAGGCUAUAAUCUCAUGUAGGGAAAACGGUGUCUUCGAGCGUUUUGUGGGAGUUUUCUCGGUGUUGCGUGACCAGUUUGGCAUGAUUCCAU
This is a messenger RNA of Marasmius oreades (fairy-ring Marasmius), 2641 nucleotides long. RefSeq lists its product as uncharacterized. Lineage: Eukaryota; Fungi; Basidiomycota; Agaricomycetes; Agaricales; Marasmiaceae. The record is from RefSeq and is a predicted model, not a curated record. The transcript is spliced from 5 exons. Bases 42 to 2504 code for a protein of 820 amino acids.